UGAUAUCGAUGUUGCCAUCGAUAAGUUCUCCAGCUCUAAUCUAUUGUGACGCACGAAAUAUAUUUGAAAUAAAAAGGGGAUUUCGUCAGACAAGUCACAACAUGGUUUUCAAGUGCCAGGAGGACAGCUUUCUAAAGCAGUACACAACAAAAAUUGUAUCCUGCGAGUAUGCCACCAUAGAACGGACCGAUGUGGACGUAGCAACCGGUGGUGAGGCCCGUCCAGUUCGUGGCUUCAAUGUUGUGUGCGAGGACACAAUACUCUUCCCCGAAGGCGGCGGCCAGCCCUGCGAUUAUGGCACUAUUAAUGGCCAACCGGUGCGGAGAGUGCUGAGGAAGGGAAACAUUGCCGUUCACUUCGUGGAGUCCAGCUCGAGCUUCGAGGAGGGAGCCGAGGUGCACCAGAGCCUCGACUGGGAUCGCCGCCUCGACCACAUGCAGCAACAUUCCGGCCAACAUCUGAUCACGGCUCUGUUCGACCGGGAAUUCAAGUACGACACCACAUCGUGGUCGCUGGGUUCGAACGUCUCCCAUAUUCAGCUAAAUACGCCGCACCUGAUCAGCCGCGAGUCCCUGGACCUCAUCGAGCGGCAGGCCAACGAGCUGAUCCGCGAGGGACGGCCGGUCAGCGUGGUGCUUGUGGAUCCAGAGGUAGAUGAAGAGUUUAACGAUGCCCGCGCUCCUCGCGGCCUACCCAAGGACCAUGAGGGCCUCGCAAGGGUGGUGCGCAUCGAGGGCAUUGAGAGCAACAUGUGCUGCGGCACUCACGUCACCGAUCUAUCCCAGCUGCAGUGUAUCAAACUGCUCUAUGCGGAAAAGGUCAAGACCAAUAUCUUGGUCCACUUCGUGGUGGGCGAGCGAGUGCUGCGAAAGCUUGGCGAAGUCUUUCAGCGGGAGCAGCAGCUAACAACGGCCCUGAAGGGUGGCGCGCAGCAGCAUUUGGAGCUCGUCCAGAAGCUGCAGCAGAAUGUGAAGGGCACUCGGAAGUCGUUCUUGCAGCUGCUCAAGGACUUUGCCAGUGCCGAGGCGGAGCGACUGGAGGAUCUGAGCAAGGCCGAGCGUCCCAAGUACUUCUCACUGCAUCGUCGCGACGGCAUUGAGGUUGACUUCAUCCACACGUUCCUGCGCCACGCGCCCGAAGGGAUAUUCUACUUCCUGACAGUGUCGGAGGGCGGUGCAGCCGGCAGCAGCGGCAAGGGUCACCUGGUCCUGCGCGGUGAUCCCGCGGUGGUAGAGGAGAUUGGCCCCAAAUUUCUUGAGCUGCUCGAGGGCAAGGGCAACGGAAAGGCGGGCAGCUUCCAGGGCAAGAUCAACAAUCUGGCCAAGCUGCCAGAAUGCAUCGAGCUGCUCGAGAGCCACUUCAAGCCAAAGAAAUCGAUAGAGCCGAAGCCAGUCAGCGGCUCGUAAGCAGAGAUUCGUUCUUAACAUGAAUAUAUGUACAUAUUUAUAUAUUCUUACAUACACAUAUGUCAUAUAUAUAUCUAUAUAUUAUAUAGCCUAUAUACCGGCAAUAACAUGGUUAUAACAUA
This is a messenger RNA of Drosophila pseudoobscura, 1528 nucleotides long. Its product is annotated as alanyl-tRNA editing protein Aarsd1-B. The coding region runs from base 9 to 1406 and encodes 465 amino acids. Gene Ontology annotation, biological process: tRNA aminoacylation; regulation of translational fidelity. The record is from RefSeq and is a predicted model, not a curated record. Lineage: Eukaryota; Metazoa; Arthropoda; Insecta; Diptera; Drosophilidae. The transcript is spliced from 3 exons. Gene Ontology annotation, molecular function: ATP binding; aminoacyl-tRNA ligase activity; Ser-tRNA(Ala) deacylase activity.